ACAGCACAUACCCGGUCUGGGUCCUUUCACAAUAACAACAUGGCUGCUUUCUGUAGGGGCAGACACCGGUGGAAAAGGACUAAUUUUCUGCAUGUUUUGACAAGAAACCUGACAGGGAAGUAUGACUAUGACCUGGUGGUUAUUGGUGGUGGAUCAGGAGGCCUUGCCUGUUCCAAAGAAGCGGCACAGUUGGGACAGAAAGUAGCUGUUUUAGAUUAUGUGGAGCCAUCUGUUAAAGGUACCAAGUGGGGUCUUGGUGGUACAUGUGUUAAUGUUGGCUGCAUCCCUAAGAAGCUCAUGCACCAGGCUGCUCUACUUGGUACUGCAGUCAAAGAUGCUAAGAAGUAUGGCUGGCAGAUCUCAGGGCCAAUCUGUCAUGACUGGGCCACCAUGGCAGAGGCUAUUCAAAACCACGUCAGGUCCCUGAACUGGGGGCACAGAGUUCAGCUCCAGGAUAAGAAGGUGAAGUAUCUGAACGUCAAAGGGAGUCUGGUGGAUAAACACACUGUUAAAGGACUCUCGAAAGCUGGGAAAGAGAUGAUCCUGACUGCCAAGAACAUUGUGAUCGCCACAGGUGGACGACCCAAUUACCCAACAAAUAUCCCAGGAGCAGUGGAGCACGGCAUCACCAGUGACGACAUCUUCUGGCUGAAAAAGUCGCCCGGGAAAACGCUUGUGGUUGGAGCCAGCUAUGUGGCUCUGGAGUGUGCAGGCUUCCUCACCGGCAUUGGCUUGGACACCACAGUGAUGGUCCGCAGCAUCGCCCUCCGGGGGUUUGAUCAGCAAAUGGCAGGUCUAGUGACGGACUACAUGGACGCAUAUGGGACCAAGUUUGCAUGGAUGUGUGUCCCAAAGAGAGUGGACAAACUGUCCUCAGGAGCUCUCCAGGUGACCUGGACUGACACCCACACAGGCAACGAACACAAGGACACCUACGACUCUGUGUUAUGGGCAGUUGGCAGAGCCCCUGAAACCAAAGCGCUGGGCCUGGACAAGCUUGGCGUGCAACUCAGAAAGGAGACGGGGAAAAUAGUUGUGGGCGCUGACGAAUCCACAUCGGUGCCAAACAUCUACGCUUUCGGUGACAUCGGCGAGGGUCGUCCUGAAUUAACCCCAACAGCCAUUAAAGCGGGAAAGUUUCUCGCCCGCAGACUGGCUGGUCACAGCACUGAACUCAUGAACUACGACAACGUGCCCACCACAGUGUUCACCCCCCUCGAGUACGGCUGUGUGGGUCUGUCUGAGGAGGAGGCUGAGAAGAGGCAUGGGAAAGACGGCAUAGAGGUCUACCAUGCUUUCUACAAGCCUCUGGAAUUCAGUGUUGCAGAGCGCGAUGCCAGCCAGUGUUACUUAAAGGUAAUAUGUGAGCGGGGUGGAGACCAGAAGAUCCUGGGUCUGCACUUCACCGGUCCAAACGCUGGGGAAGUCACACAGGGCUUUGCUAUGGGCUUCCAGUGUGGAGCAACAUAUUCCCACUUGUUGCAGACGGUAGGCAUCCACCCAACCUGUGCCGAGGAGCUGACCAAGGUCAACAUCACAAAGCGGUCCGGCUUGGACGCCACGGUAACCGGCUGCUGAGGUUAAGCACCUCGGUCUCUGAACACUGGUGAGCACACAGGGUCCGUCUGUGGCACUAGAAAGAAGUUAGCCUGGCUUCCUCCUGCUUCUUCUCCUUGUCCCUCUCCUUCUACAUGGCCCCAAAAUGACCCCCAGUUUCCCAGUGCUUUCUCUGGGAUCAGGGUCUCUUCAUAGGCCAGUCAUGCAGAUCAUCACUGGCUGCCCAGGUUAGUGUCACAUCAUAACCAAGGCUAUGAUUAUUCCAUGUACAUGGAUUUUGUGAGUGUAUCCUCUAAAAGCCCAGGGUUAUAGAUCAGGUUAGUGAGAGGCCUGACCGCAGAGCGAGCGUCUUUUAAAUAAACAGGCUCAUCAAUCAGGAUUAAGGCCUGUGCUCAGGGUUUUGUUGAAAUCAUAACGUUUUACUGAAUAUAUAUAUUCUGCAAAUAUUGUUGUUUCUCCGGCUGUACUUCCUGUCCAUUAGUCUUGGAGGUGACACAUACCAUAUACCCC
This is a messenger RNA of Perca fluviatilis (European perch), 2067 nucleotides long. It is a transcript of the gene txnrd2.2, whose product is annotated as thioredoxin reductase 2, tandem duplicate 2. The coding region runs from base 40 to 1578 and encodes 512 amino acids. NCBI's taxonomy places the organism in Eukaryota, Metazoa, Chordata, Actinopteri, Perciformes, Percidae. The transcript is spliced from 17 exons. Gene Ontology annotation, molecular function: glutathione-disulfide reductase (NADPH) activity; thioredoxin-disulfide reductase (NADPH) activity; flavin adenine dinucleotide binding. Gene Ontology annotation, biological process: cell redox homeostasis; glutathione metabolic process; cellular response to oxidative stress. Gene Ontology annotation, cellular component: cytosol; mitochondrion. The record is from RefSeq and is a predicted model, not a curated record.